AUGCCAUCACCGAAAACACUAAAUUUUAAGUUAGUUUUGCUGGGGGAAUCAGCUGUAGGGAAAUCUUCCAUCGUCAUGCGCUACGUCAACAACCAAUUUUCAGACGAUAGGGAAUCUACGAUAGGCGCGGCUUUCUUGACACAGCACAUGAAAGUCGGUGAGGAUACUAUCAAGUUUGAAAUCUGGGACACAGCCGGUCAAGAACGCUUCGUUUGUUUGGCUCCUAUGUACUACAGAAACGCACACGCUGCUCUCGUCGUUUACUCUCUCGACUCCAAAGAUAGCUUCGAUAGGGCUGUCAAGUGGAUCGAGGAACUACGGAGGCAGUCAGACACCCAUACUAUCAUCAUCCUCGCAGGCAACAAAUCAGAUAUCCCUGAUGAUACCAAACAAGUCUCUCCUCAUGAUGCUCAGGCUGUGGCUGAUGAAAUGCAGGUCGAAUUUUCAACCACUUGCAGCGCAAAGAGCGGUGGCGGUAUUGAACAACUCUUUGUUGAGAUUGGUAACCGUCUUCCUAUUGAACAAGCUAAGCAAAAGGCCUUUAAAUCCCCUCAACAAGCUAUCAAGCUCGAUAAGGCUGACUCAAGUGGCCAAACAGAGACAUGUGCUUGCUGA
Molecule: messenger RNA, 615 nt
Organism: Wallemia ichthyophaga EXF-994
Lineage: Eukaryota; Fungi; Basidiomycota; Wallemiomycetes; Wallemiales; Wallemiaceae
Product: Ras-related protein Rab-5A
Exons: 3
Coding region: 1-615 (204 amino acids)
Molecular function (GO): GTP binding; GTPase activity
Source: RefSeq, a predicted model, not a curated record